AUGAAAUGCACAAAAUUUCUUGCAAUCUCUCUUCUCCUACUCUCCUCAUUUGCUAUACCAAUAUUUUGUGCAUCAAACACCACCACCACCGCACCGCCGCCUCCUCCACCACAAUGCGGUGAGGCGAAAGUGACUGGAUGUCACAACAGGGCCGAGGCCUUAAAGCUCAAGUUGGUGGCAAUUUUUGCAAUACUGGUGACUAGCAUGAUAGGAAUUUGUCUGCCAUUAUUUUCUCGGUCAGUUCCAUCUCUUCAGCCUGAUAAAAAUAUGUUCGUUUUGGUUAAGGCAUUUGCAUCGGGAGUUAUCCUAGCAACUGGCUACAUGCAUGUCAUGCCGGACUCCUUUGAUUGUCUAAGAUCACAAUGUUUACCGGAAAAACCUUGGAGAAAAUUCCCUUUUACUACUUUUGUAGCUAUGCUUUCAGCUUUAGUGACUCUUAUGAUUGAUUCAUUUUCCAUGAGUUACUAUAAGAAAUGCAUUGCUGAUCAAAGUUCUUCAAAAGAUGUCAAGGACGGAGCUUUGGAAUCACAACAUAUUGGGCACGGUCAUAGAAAUCUUGAAGCUGCCGAUGAUGAUGAUUCUGCUGCAUCCCAAUUGCUACGUUAUCGUGUUGUUGCUCAGGUUUUGGAAGUCGGGAUUGUGGUACACUCUGUAGUAAUUGGAUUGUCAAUGGGCGCUACAGAUAAUCCAUGCACAAUCAGGCCAUUAGUAGCUGCUCUUUGCUUUCAUCAGCUCUUUGAGGGAAUGGGUCUAGGAGGUUGCAUAUUGCAGGCUGAGUAUGGAGCUAAAAUGAAAGCCAUCAUGGUGUUCUUUUUCUCGUCUACAACUCCAUUUGGGAUUGCACUAGGAAUUGCUUUGUCCAAUGUGUACAGUGAUGACAGUCCAACAGCACUAAUUGUGGUGGGAUUGCUGGAUGCAUGUUCUGCUGGAUUGCUGAAUUAUAUGGCAUUGGUGGAUCUUUUAGCCUCUGAUUUUCUGGGGAAGAAGCUACAAAACAGCAUGAUGCUUCAAGUCUGGGCUUAUGUAGCAGUUUUACUAGGGGCUGGAGGGAUGUCUUUGAUGGCAAAAUGGGCAUAGACUUGCCUCGA
Molecule: messenger RNA, 1088 nt
Organism: Coffea eugenioides
Lineage: Eukaryota; Viridiplantae; Streptophyta; Magnoliopsida; Gentianales; Rubiaceae
Product: fe(2+) transport protein 1-like
Exons: 3
Coding region: 1-1077 (358 amino acids)
Biological process (GO): zinc ion transmembrane transport
Cellular component (GO): plasma membrane
Molecular function (GO): zinc ion transmembrane transporter activity
Source: RefSeq, a predicted model, not a curated record